AUGAAACUGUUGAGCGUAUUAAUAAUAUUAAUAAUAUUAAUAAACAUUGCACUAGGAUAUACAGUGAUGGUAAUCUCAUACGAGGCAAUAUUUAAAAAGACAAUGUUUUCUGCGGUGGUUAAAUAUUUCAGUCCUACUAGUAAAAAGCCCGUACAUCGUAAGCCAUAUGUAAAUAUGACUCGAAGAAAAUCGGGGUUAGACAGCUCAUAUUAAUUAACCCCAUUAGGCUCUAAUAAAUGC
Molecule: messenger RNA, 240 nt
Organism: Nematocida parisii ERTm1
Lineage: Eukaryota; Fungi; Microsporidia
Exons: 1
Coding region: 1-213 (70 amino acids)
Source: RefSeq, a predicted model, not a curated record